Messenger RNA from Echinostoma caproni, 288 nucleotides. NCBI's taxonomy places the organism in Eukaryota, Metazoa, Platyhelminthes, Trematoda, Plagiorchiida, Echinostomatidae. The record is from the annotation of a GenBank genome assembly.
AUGAAAGAACACCAUCCCCGCUGGCUGAGUCGAGGUGGUUCCGGAUCUAUCACCAGUGCGAUUCUCGCUCACCUGGUAGACACUGGCCAUCGUGUUGACCCAAUUGAAGCAUUCCGCAUUAUCUAUCAGGUUCCCCCGAACCGGUCCAAAUAUGUUGGAAUGCAUACGUUGGCCAUAGCCGAGGCCAUCUGUAUUAAGCAUUUGACCCCCAAACGAUGCACCCAGAAACGUUUUAUCCAAGCAGUCCAUCUCCCCCGAAGGGUUCGCGAACCCACUCCUCCCCCAUGA